AACUUACUUGUAUUUUUGACAGCAGAACAAAACUAAUCAGCAUUAAAGCACCAGUCUCUAAGAUUUCAACAAUAACAUAGAAACCCAUAGCUAGCUCUGAUCAGACCAUUUAUCUCUGCUCUGACUCACUCUUGCAUGACUAAGAUUUUUGUUUUGCUAUUGUUCCUAGGUUUUGAUGAUGUCAGCAAUCAAAAUAUGUAGGUGUGUCUACAUUGAAUGUGAAAAGUGAAGAAUGGAUGUGCAAUUGCUAGUGAUUGCAGCUCUUUUCCUUGUUGCCUUGUUCUACUUCAGACUGCCUUCUACUAUCUACCAUUACUACAGACAGCUGUGUGCCUCUCGACUGUUGCCUGGGGUACCACAGCACUGGCUAUGGGGCAAUGCUCACCAAAUCGCAGCGUCCUUCCACGAUUGGUAUGCUAUAAGUCUGGGACUGGUGCAGAGUAAUAGGUGGAAAGUAACAAAAAGAUGGAUUGGUCCUUUUCUAAUGGAGAUUGAAAUCAUGCAUCCUACAGCAAUCAAGAAGAUUCUGAAAGAACCCAAAGAUGAUUCUCUGUAUAGAUUGCUUCGACCCUGGCUAGGGGAUGGACUGUUAUUGUCUAAUGGCAAGAAAUGGGCUCGAAAUAGACGUCUUCUAACUCCAGGUUUCCAUUACGAAAUCUUAAAAUCUUACAUUCCUGUAUACAGCACUUGUGUGGAUGUGCUUUGCAGCAAAUGGGAGGAAAAUGUGAGGCAGAAAGAACCUGUAAAACUGUUUAAUACUGUCAGCAUGCUGUCACUCGAUAUUGUACUGCAAUGUGCCUGUAGUCAUAAAAGCAACUGCCAAGAUGUGAGGAACACUCAAGAGUAUGUGAAAGCUGUACUGACUAUUCUGGAGAUGAUUGUGGACAGAUACCUGAAUCCACUAUAUCACAUGGACUGGUAUUACUGGAAAACACCAACAGGACGAACCAUGAAGAAAUACUGUGACAUGGCCCACACCCACUCAGAGAAUGUCAUUGCAGAGCGUAAAAAUGUACUUGGUUUGGAUAAAAACACAAAAAACAGAGAUGAUGCUUUAAGGAAUGCAAAGAGACACCACAAAUAUCUGGAUUUUCUCGAUAUUCUAUUGACGGCUGAGGAUGAAACUGGGGAGGGACUCACUGACCUUGAGAUUAGAGAUGAAGUGGACACGUUCAUGUUUGAAGGCCAUGACACGACGACCAGUGGGAUGUGCUGGACCCUCUACUGUCUAGCAAAGCAUCCUGAGGCCCAGGAGAAAGUGCGUGAGGAGGUGAGGAGUGUGCUUCAGGGACGAGACACCCUCAACUAUGAUGAUCUUAAAGAGCUCAAGUAUACUCAGUGGGCCAUCAAGGAGGCCAUGAGACUCUACCCUCCUGUCACUGACUUCUUUAGAGUUCUCUCUGAUGACACAGAAUUUGAAGGUGUUCUGGUCCCCAAAGGCACCCGUGCUGUUGUCAAAUCAUACCAAUAUCACCGCCAUCCAGACGUGUGGGAGAAUCCUAACGAGUACGAUCCGCUACGAUUCACUCCUGAGAAUUCAGAGGGUCGAGAUCCGUAUGCUUAUAUUCCAUUUUCUGCUGGCUAUCGCAACUGCAUUGGACAGAACUUUGCACUUAACGAAGAGAAAGUUGUUGUGGCUACGAUUGUCAAUCGAUUCAAGUUGACUGUCGACCCAAAUCAGAAGCUAACAUACCACCCCAUAGGGAUUUUUAAGGUCAAAGGUGAUAUCGAAGUUCUUGUAGAAUUAGCAAUAUAACAUUUAAUUAUGAAUUUAUCUGCAUUCAUUUUGUAUAAUUAUAGCUGCUUUAAUUUGUAGAUUGUUUAUAAUUAUACUCAAUUUUUAAAUGUGUUUAUGAACAUGUAGUUAUAUUAAUUAUACCACUCG
This is a messenger RNA of Halichondria panicea, 1885 nucleotides long. Its product is annotated as cytochrome P450 4F6-like. The coding region runs from base 233 to 1756 and encodes 507 amino acids. The transcript has a single exon. Gene Ontology annotation, molecular function: iron ion binding; monooxygenase activity; oxidoreductase activity, acting on paired donors, with incorporation or reduction of molecular oxygen. Lineage: Eukaryota; Metazoa; Porifera; Demospongiae; Suberitida; Halichondriidae. The record is from RefSeq and is a predicted model, not a curated record.